GAGUGGGAGGGAGAAGCGGCGCAUCGCAUUCAAGUCGCACGCGCGUGGAACACUCGGACCGGUUAUCGCCUUCAGUUGGCUCGUGGCUCGUGCGGAGCUCGGUCGAGAGGCGUCGUAUCGUCCGUUGCUCGCUCGGUCCCGUCCUGUUUUCUGUGCUCCGUCUGUCGUUAUCGUCGUCGUGUUUUCUUUUUUUUUUUCCCCUCCGUCGUGAUGUGCCUAUGACGAGGUGAUGAACGGCCGGCGUCGCAGUGUCGAGCGGCGUAGUGACAGUGUUCGUCGUCCUGCCGAUGGACGAUGACGAUUAACGAAGCGGACAGCAGCAUCGUGGCGAUCGUCUGUGGACGCGCGAGGGAAAACAGUGUGCUCCACAUGUGAUCUCUAGUGUACUUACUUGUAUUUUCGCACAUAUAUAUAUAUAUUAUAUUGCAUAUGUAUAUGUUAUCGUAUGUACAUAAAUUUGUACACGCGACGCGCACGGCGUGCAUUCUUGGAUUACUUCCUUCGCGGAGGAUCCCGGUUUCAUGGUCGUCCCCGAUCUCGCAUCCCAGGAUAAUGCGAUGUUGUAGGCGUCACGCACUGCGCCAAUAAGCCGUGCGUUCGCAUUUACCACGUUGAAGGCUGGUCGUCGUGUAUAGAGAGAGAAAGCUUUUUCUCCGAGGAUUGGCGGUGAUACGAUACAAUCAACAACGGCGGCGAUCGGCGUCGGGGUGCAGCCGUUAUCAUCCGGCUAUCAUAGCACAGUGCCACCCCAAAACGGGAGGGGUGGUUCGCCACUUCGUGUCGCGGCGAUGGUAGCAGCUGCCUCCGCUACGGCCACCGCCACUGCCAGCGUGGUGGCCAUGCAGGACCGCCAGGAUAUCCCCGCGCAAUUUAAUCAAAUGCAGAGCCAACAUGGAAUGCCCCCCCAACCGUACAAUUUGGGGUACGGCCAAAGAGGACCAAUGGCAGGAAUGGGGCCAGUCGCGAUGAACAACUUUAACGGCAUGGGCACGAUGAGCCCAAUGCACACUAUGAAUUCCAUGAAUUCGAUGAACAGUAUGAGUGGCAUGAACUCGAUGAAUCCUAUGACAAUGGGAGGCAUGAACGGCAUGAAUAGUAUGAAUGCUAUGAGCGGAAUGACACCCAUGAACUCCAUGAGCAACAUGGGUAACAUGGCCAUGAACAACAUGAUGGGACCCAACAACAUGCAAAUGAACAAGCUACAGGGUCAGCCACAUCAAGGCUACCCGCGAAGACUAGCGCCGUAUCCGAAUCCGAGCAUACACAUGGCGCAAAAGCGACAGCAGGUUCCAUACCCGAAUCAGAACCCAGCGGCUAUGCAGCAGAGCUUCAACGGCAUGACGGCGUCGCAAUAUCCAAGCAACUAUCCUAAUGCGGUGAGGCCGAAUUUCCAGCAACAGUAUCAGCCUAUGCAAAAUAUGCAUCCCACGGCGGCUGGUUUCGGACCCGGCGCAAUGAUACGAGCGACGAAUAUGAGGCAAACAGCGCCGGCUUACAAUACCACGUCUCAGACUACCGCGAACCAAUAUAACUACGGCAAUAACGGUGUUCCCGGUGUUUGCAUGAUUCCACCCACCUCCGUCGGCAAUCAGUUCGUCGGUCAUCAACCGAACACGGGAUACGGCGGCGGCAACGCGUCGUACGGCGCGUCUACCGUAGCGACCAGUCAAUAUCAGCAGGAUGUAGCGUCAAUGAGAUCGACGAAUGGGGGCAAUGUGAAUUAUCAGCACAGUCCCAUUCCCGGCAAUCCGACACCUCCGUUAACACCCGCCACCAGCAUGCCGCCUUACAUCAGUCCAAAUCCGGAUAUCAAGCCUAAUUUCAAUGAAAUAAAGUCGCCGGUCAACAUUCAAAAUAAUGAUGAAUUGAGACUAACAUUCCCAGUGAGAGAUGGCAUUAUUCUUCCGCCCUUCCGUCUAGAGCACAAUUUGGCUGUUAGCAAUCACGUGUUUCAACUGAAACCCACGGUACAUCAAACGUUAGCGUGGCGGUCGGAUCUUGAGCUGCAGCUCAAAUGUUUCCACCAUGAAGACAGGCUAAUGAAUACCAAUUGGCCGGCAAGUGUGCAAGUCUCCGUUAAUGCGACUCCUCUCGUGAUUGAUCGCGGGGAGAACAAGACUUCCCACAAGCCUCUCUAUCUGAAGGAUGUUUGUCAGCCAGGAAGGAACACAAUACAGAUUACCGUAUCUGCAUGCUGUUGUAGAUGUGAAGAACACUUUUUACAGUCGCAUCUAUUCGUACUUCAAUUGGUGCAUCGGCCUAGUGUACGAAGCGUAUUACAUGGAUUACUACGUAAAAGGCUCUUGACAGCAGAGCAUUGUGUGACGAAAAUCAAAAGGAAUUUUAAUAAUACAUUGACGAACAAUGGUAUACAGUCGGAGAAAGAUGUAGUGGAACAAACAGCACUAAAGGUACCUUUAAAAUGUCCUAUCACUUUCAAACGCAUUACACUGCCAGCUAGAGGACACGAGUGCAAGCAUAUACAGUGUUUCGAUUUGGAAUCAUAUUUGCAAUUAAACUGUGAACGAGGCAGCUGGAGGUGUCCAGUAUGCACGAAACCUGCACAGCUAGAAGGCUUAGAAGUUGAUCAAUAUAUGUGGGGUAUUUUGAAUACAUUAAAUACUGCGGAAGUUGACGAGGUAACGAUAGACUCGCUCGCUAAUUGGAAACCCGCAAAGAACUUAACGGGCAUUAAGUCCGAGGAAGAGAACGAUUGUAAGAGAACGACCAAGGCUAUGUCGCCAGGCAGUAUGAAUAUGCCAACUAUGAACAAUUGGGACAUGAAUCAAGCUAUGAGCCCCUACAUACCGCCCGAUAUGAACAGUAUCGUAAGCGGUUCGAUGAUGAACAAUGCAUCUUCCACGUAUGCGAAUAAUAGCAUAAAUCAUCGGAACACGUCGGGUGGAACAUACGAGAUAAAUUCUGGAACAAAUACUAUCGGCAAUAAUGAUUAUGUCAGUGGAACGGGUCCACUGUCGCACUUAAAUGAAUCCGUUAAUUCCUUAGAUCCUCUCAAUGCUAUGGAAAAGUCGCUCAACGAUCAGAUGCCACAUACUCCACAUACGCCGCAUACUCCGCAAUCGACCCCUCAUACGCCGGCUGGUGGAGCCAGUGGUCCGCCGAGCGUUCCACCUGCAUCGCAAGAAUCCACAGGAAAUCAUAACACUUCUGGCAAUACGAAUAUAAAUAAUGAUACCACGACCGACAUACCAUCAGAUUUAAAUUUCGAUCCCGCUGCAGUUAUAGACGGCGAAGGUACCGGCCAAGAAGCGUUAAAUCUCUUGCCAGAUAAUGUGGACGCAAUGGAACUACUCUCAUAUCUAGAUCCACCGGAUCUCAACACUCCGCCUAGUAGUGGCGCUAGCAGUGGUAACCCUUCGUCCAGCGAUGACAUAUUGGCACUCUUUGAAUAAGGAGAAAAAGAAGAGAAAAAAGAGGCGAGUGGAUAACUUGUAAAGAUGUACUCGUAAUCAAACUAUGACCCCUUUUUGUAAGUGAUGAAAGAGUCGGUAAUUCACUGCAAAUUCGGGCUAUCUUUGUGCACAUUUGUCAGAAUUCUAUCAGUUCAAACGAAUUGCGCAAAAUACCUAAUUUCUAACUUCUCUCUGAUACGGGAAAGGAUUAUUCGGAAGUCUAUUAGAUGUGAGCAUUUGCGGUGAAGAAAUUUAAGUUUUAUCGGGGUCACUAGGUGCUCUCACCUAAUCAAUGGUACAAAUAAUCUUAGUUAUAAUUAUAAUAUUCCUAUUGAAAUUAAGGUUAAAGUGCUAGGAUUAAAGAAACGAUUUUUAAUAAUAAUAUGAUAAAUACUAUACUAUAGUUGCGAUAAAGAUAUUAUUGCAUA
Camponotus floridanus (Florida carpenter ant) is the source of this 3841-nucleotide messenger RNA. It is a transcript of the gene tna, whose product is annotated as zinc finger MIZ domain-containing protein 1. The coding region runs from base 789 to 3413 and encodes 874 amino acids. Gene Ontology annotation, molecular function: SUMO ligase activity; zinc ion binding. Lineage: Eukaryota; Metazoa; Arthropoda; Insecta; Hymenoptera; Formicidae. Gene Ontology annotation, biological process: protein sumoylation; regulation of transcription by RNA polymerase II. The transcript has 10 exons. The record is from RefSeq and is a predicted model, not a curated record.